Molecule: messenger RNA, 3720 nt
Organism: Haliaeetus leucocephalus (bald eagle)
Lineage: Eukaryota; Metazoa; Chordata; Aves; Accipitriformes; Accipitridae
Gene: RASGRF2
Product: Ras protein-specific guanine nucleotide-releasing factor 2
Exons: 27
Coding region: 1-3720 (1239 amino acids)
Biological process (GO): Ras protein signal transduction; positive regulation of GTPase activity
Cellular component (GO): plasma membrane
Molecular function (GO): guanyl-nucleotide exchange factor activity; protein binding
Source: RefSeq, a predicted model, not a curated record
AUGCAGAAGAGCGUGCGGUAUAACGAGGGUCAUGCCCUGUACCUGGCGCUGCUGGCCCGCAAGGAGGGCACCAAGCGGGGCUACCUGAGCAAGAAGACGGCGGAGACCAGCCGCUGGCACGAGAAGUGGUUCGCCCUCUACCAAAACGUGCUCUUCUACUUCGAAGGCGAGCAGAGCGCCCGGCCCGCCGGCAUGUACAUGCUGGAGGGUUGCAACUGCGAGAGGGUGCCGGCCCCCAAAAGCUGCGCGGCCGGCAGCGCCAAGGAUGCUGCGCUGGACAAGCAGCAUUACUUUACUGUUCUUUUUGGCCAUGAAGGGCAGAAGCCACUGGAGCUCCGUUGUGAGGAUGAAGUUGAUGGGGACGAAUGGGUAGAAGCAAUUCACCAAGCUAGUUAUUCAGAUAUUCUGAUUGAAAGGGAGGUGUUAAUGCAGAAGUACAUUCAUCUCGUCCAGAUUGUAGAGACUGAAAAGAUUGCAGCCAAUCAGCUUCGACAUCAGCUUGAAGAUCAAGACACAGAAAUUGAAAGACUUAAAUCUGAGAUUAUAGCUCUCAAUAAAACAAAAGAAAGAAUGCGACCUUAUCAAGGCAACCAGGAAGAUGAGGAUCCAGAUAUUAAAAAAAUUAAAAAGGUCCAGAGCUUUAUGCGGGGCUGGUUAUGUAGAAGAAAAUGGAAGACUAUUGUCCAAGAUUAUAUUUGUUCUCCCCAUGCAGAAAGUAUGAGAAAAAGGAAUCAGAUAGUUUUUAACAUGGUGGAGGCUGAAUCUGAAUAUGUGCAUCAACUUUAUGUUCUUGUGAACUGUUUUCUGCGGCCCUUAAGGAUGGCUGCAAGUUCAAAGAAGCCACCUAUCAGUCACGAUGAUGUUAGUAGCAUUUUCCUCAACAGUGAAACAAUCAUGUUUCUUCAUGAGAUAUUUCACCAAGGCUUAAAAGCAAGAAUAGCUAAUUGGCCUACUUUAAUCCUAGCUGACUUAUUUGACAUUCUGCUGCCAAUGCUGAACAUAUAUCAAGAAUUUGUUCGGAAUCAUCAAUAUAGUCUACAAGUACUGGCAAACUGUAAGCAAAACAGAGAUUUUGACAAACUCUUGAAGCAGUAUGAAGCCAACCCAGCAUGUGAGGGGCGAAUGCUGGAAACUUUCCUUACUUACCCCAUGUUUCAGAUUCCUAGAUAUAUUAUAACACUUCAUGAACUUCUGGCUCACACACCACAUGAACAUGUUGAGCGAAAAAGCCUUGAAUUUGCUAAGUCUAAACUGGAAGAACUUUCAAGGGUGAUGCAUGAUGAAGUGAGUGACACAGAAAACAUCCGGAAGAAUCUAGCCAUAGAAAGAACGAUAGUAGAAGGCUGUGAUAUAUUACUAGAUACCAGCCAAACUUUUAUACGCCAAGGUUCCCUUAUUCAAGUCCCUUCAGUUGAGAGGGGGAAACUUAGUAAAGUUCGUCUGGGAUCAUUAUCUUUGAAGAAAGAAGGAGAAAGGCAGUGCUUCUUAUUUACAAAACAUUUUUUAAUUUGUACAAGAAGUUCAGGAGGAAAACUGCACCUUCUUAAGACAGGAGGUGUUCUGUCUUUAAUAGAGUGCACAUUGAUCGAGGAGACAGACACGAGUGAUGAUGAUUCAAAAGGUACUGGACAAGUGUUUGGACACCUUGAUUUCAGGCUUGUGGUUGAACCUCCCGAUGCUCCUGCUUUUACUGUUGUCCUUUUAGCCCCAUCACGACAGGAGAAAGCUGCAUGGACAAGUGAUAUAAGUCAGUGCAUUGAUAAUAUAAGGUGCAAUGGUUUAAUGACCAUAGUGUUUGAAGAAAACUCUAAAGUCACAGUGCCGCAUAUGAUCAAAUCUGAUGCUCGUCUUCAUAGAGAUGACAUUGAUAUCUGCUUCAGCAAAACACUGAAUUCCUGCAAAGUACCUCAAAUCCGUUACGCAAGCGUUGAGCGCCUUUUGGAGCGGCUAACAGACUUGCGAUUUCUAAGUAUUGAUUUUCUGAAUACUUUCCUACAUACUUACCGCAUAUUUACUACUGCAGCUGUUGUACUGGAAAAACUUUCAGACAUAUACAGGCGGCCCUUCACUUCCAUUCCCGUCAGGUCUUUGGAGUUAUUCUUUGCUACCAGUCAAAACAACAGAGGAGAGUACCUGGCUGAUGGGAAGUCACCACAUCUCUGUCGCAAGUUUUCUUCUCCUCCUCCAUUGUCACUCUCCAGAACUUCGUCACCUGUCAGAACCCGAAAACUGUCGUUGACCUCACCACUGAAUUCAAGGAUUGGUGCCCUUGACCUCUCUACUUCAUCUGUGGCGAGCAGUCCUACCUCGACCUACAGCCCAGCCACCUCCCCACCGCCAACGGGUAGUAAAGUACCCCUGGACCUCAGCAAAGGGCCCUCCUCUCCUGAGCAAAGCCCUGGCUCCAUUGAGGACAGCUUGGAGAACCCUCGUGUUGACCUCUGUAACAAGCUGAGGAGAAGCAUUCGAAGAGCAGCAGUUCUAGAAUCUGUGUCAGUGGACCGGACAAUCCCUGAAAGCACCUCGGCAGUGGAUACCACAGAGCUUUCACCGUGUAGAUCCCCUUCAACACCACGUCAUCUCCGCUAUCGUCAACCAGGAGUACAAACUGCUGACAACAGCCACUGUUCGGUUUCUCCUGCUUCUGCUUUUGCUAUUGCUACAGCUGCAGCAGGGCAUGGGAGUCCACCAGGAUUUACCAAUUCUGAACGCAUGUGCGACAAAGAGUUCAUAAUACGCAGAGCGGCCACAAAUCGUGUCCUAAAUGUUUUGCGCCACUGGGUCUCCAAGCAUUCUCAGGAUUUUGAGCUGAACAAUGAGCUGAAAAUGAACGUGUUAAAUUUGCUGGAAGAAGUUUUGAGAGACCCUGACCUUCUCCCACAAGAAAGGAAAGCUACUGCAAAUAUACUGAGGGCUCUUUCUCAGGAUGAUCAAGAUGAUAGCCAUUUGAAAAUAGAGGAUAUCAUUCAGAUGUCAGAUUGUCCAAAACCGGAGUGCUUUGAGACUUUGUCGGCCAUGGAGCUUGCAGAGCAAAUAACUCUUUUAGACCACGUAGUUUUCCGAAGCAUACCCUAUGAAGAGUUUCUUGGGCAGGGCUGGAUGAAAGUGGAUAAAAAUGAGAGAACACCCUAUAUUAUGAAAACAAGUCAACAUUUUAAUGAUAUGAGUAACCUUGUUGCCUCCCAAAUCAUGAAUUACGCUGAUGUCAGCUCCCGGGCUAACUCAAUUGAAAAGUGGGUGGCAGUGGCUGAUAUUUGUCGAUGUAUGCACAAUUACAAUGGUGUGUUAGAAAUCACGUCAGCCUUGAACAGAAGUGCAAUCUACAGACUUAAGAAAACUUGGGGUAAAGUAUCCAAACAGACAAAAGCUCUCAUGGACAAGCUUCAGAAGACUGUAUCAUCUGAAGGAAGAUUUAAAAAUCUUAGAGAAACGCUCAAAAAUUGUAACCCACCUGCUGUUCCCUACCUUGGAAUGUACCUGACAGACCUGGCAUUUAUUGAAGAAGGAACACCAAACUUCACUGAGGAGGGCCUUGUGAAUUUUUCCAAAAUGAGAAUGAUCUCACAUAUUAUCAGGGAAAUACGCCAGUUCCAGCAGACCUCCUACCGCAUAGAACAUCAGCAGAAGGUCACUCACUAUUUACUUGACAAGACACUCAUCAUAGAUGAAGACACCUUGUACGAGCUUUCCCUAAAGAUUGAACCCAGACUCCCCGCCUGA